Messenger RNA from Oldenlandia corymbosa var. corymbosa, 855 nucleotides. NCBI's taxonomy places the organism in Eukaryota, Viridiplantae, Streptophyta, Magnoliopsida, Gentianales, Rubiaceae. The record is from the annotation of a GenBank genome assembly.
AUGUUUGGCUUUAUGAAAAGCAAGCCAAAGCCAGGGGAACCUGGAGUUUCAGCUUCUACAAAUGCUAGCCCUCUUCAUUCUAAUGACGGACCAAACACCAACAAUCCUGCAACUAUUACUCCUGCAAGAAGAACUUCUUCUGAACCAAUGCUGAUGGGCCCUGAUGACGACGACGACGAUGACGGUUAUUUUGGCAGAGGGAAACCAACCAGGAACCGGAAUAAGAAAGACUUGGACAGCAUGUCUGUUCAAGAAUUGGAGGGUUAUGCCGUGGACCAAGCCAAGCAGACCACGAAAAGCGUCGACAACUGCCUGAAAAUCGCCGAGGACAUCAAACAGGAUGCUGCUCGGACUCUUGAAACAUUGCACCAACAAGGUGAACAAAUAAAUAGGACUCAUGUGAUGGCUGUAGACAUGGACAAAGAUUUAAGCAAGGGUGAAAAAUUGCUGAAUAAUCUUGGGGGCAUGUUCUCAAAGCCCUGGAAACCGAAGAAGACACGCGAGAUCAAUGGACCUGUGACCACUCCAGAUAACAAUGCCAAGGGAAAGAAAGCAAGUUAUGAACAAAGAGAGAAGCUUGGAUUAGCUCCUAUUCCAAAAGGAAAGAACUCGAAAACUCCUCCUCCAGAACCAACAAAUGCCUUGGAGCAAGUUGAGCUGGAGAAGGCAAAGCAAGAUGAUGCUCUUUCUGAUCUGAGCAACAUUCUAGGUGACCUUAAAGGCAUGGCUGUUGACAUGGGGUCUGAGCUUGAGAGGCAGAACAAAGCACUUGAUCAUUUGUCCGAUGAUGUGGAUGAGCUUAACUCACGAGUGAAAGGUGCCAAUCAACGAGCACGCAAGUUGCUGGGGAAAUGA